This is a messenger RNA of Talaromyces proteolyticus, 1039 nucleotides long. RefSeq lists its product as uncharacterized. The transcript has 2 exons. Lineage: Eukaryota; Fungi; Ascomycota; Eurotiomycetes; Eurotiales; Trichocomaceae. The coding region runs from base 1 to 822 and encodes 273 amino acids. The record is from RefSeq and is a predicted model, not a curated record.
AUGCCUACAUAUCCACAAUACUCGGAAAUCCGCUUACUAUUCAAAGAGAAGAAGAAUAAAAAAAACUUUGUCAUCAUCAACCAUGCCUCCAAGCACGCUGCCAAAAAUACUACUUCUUUGCAUGGAGGAAAGAGACAUCAAACACUCGAGCAAGCUCUUCACACUACGUGGCCCAUACAUGCGCAAUCUUUUAGAACCAACACUAUCAACGAGAAUCUGAGAAGUCUUCCUAAAGAGCAUCAAUUCGAUUUGAUCGUGUCUAUCGCUAAUUCUAACUGGAUUUUAGGUGGAGGAUUCGACGAUGCCAUAUCCCGCACCUUUUGUCUUCCCAAACAUGAUUACCGGUCCCUAACUGACGCUGCACAGCGCAAAAUGUACGAUCAAUGGCGUGGAUUUUCACCGCCAGGUACAUACACAAUAGUGACACUACCUCCUGAGUUGCAAGCCACGAAUCAACGGGUUUGCAAAUAUCUAGCGCUCUGUCCUACUAUGAGGAGUCCUAGUGCUGCAAACUGGAACCGUGAUGUGGUAUAUGAGAGUAUAUGGAGUUUGCUGUGUGAGGUUGAUCGAUGGAAUAGUAAUAAUACCGAUGACCGACUCACAAGAGAUGGAAAAAUCAAUAGAAUAUUAAUGACUCCCCUCGCAACCGGGACAGGUGGUGUGAGUACGGAAAGGUGGGCGAAACAGCUUGUGCUUGCACUAAAACACUUCUCGGAUGCAUUGGAAAAUCCUCAACGGUGGAGGAAUCUAGAGUGGGCUGGCCUAUACCAUGAGGUCACAGAAGUUGAGAGGACGUGGGUUGGUAGUUGGCUUUUUCCAUAGUCAACUUCAGUGCCAGUGUCAGUUAAAGCCUAAUGUUAGACGGUCUCAGUGUAGCUUCAAAAAUAAACUACGGGAUAUCCGUUUUUCAAGUGAGUGGUGAACCAGGAAUGAAAUUAAUUGAAAGGCCGAAAGGAAAAUUAUUGGGGAAAAUUAUUGGGAAUUUACUGGCACAUUCAUGAAAUCCCGGUAGUAAUAAGUAUACCGGUGUAGGAGAUUU